Messenger RNA from Fomitopsis serialis, 745 nucleotides. RefSeq lists its product as uncharacterized. The transcript is spliced from 6 exons. Lineage: Eukaryota; Fungi; Basidiomycota; Agaricomycetes; Polyporales; Fomitopsidaceae. Bases 88 to 492 code for a protein of 134 amino acids. The record is from RefSeq and is a predicted model, not a curated record.
GGUGAGUCUCGAAUUGAGUCAUCUCGCUCCAUUCACCUACAAUCAUUGUCCUGCAGACAAGAGACCAAGCUCGUUGCCACGAUUGCGAUGAUCACAUGGGCAUCUACAGCAUCCCUAGCGUGUAGCAUCGCAGGAGACGCCAUCAUCACGGGCGCCAUGUGCUAUUACCUACACUUGUCGCGAUCUGGUAUCAAGAGCAUCUGUGCAAUCUGUACCAUUAUCUUGUCCGAAGUCGUCUCCAACACGUACUGGGACACUAUGUUUUACUUCCUCAUCAGCAAGUGCUACGUGAACUCCACGCUAGCAACGCUGAAUGCGCGCGAGAAGCUGCGCGGCACAACCCAAUACGCCAUCUCGGACAGAACGGUCCCGCUCAAUGCGGUAGGUCGGGGCAGCUCGACGCCGUCAAGGGACCCGAAAGCCUUGGUACGGUCGUCAUUGUCUGCGCUGACAACCGUUAUACUGAUGUCGGUCUUUCCUUUCACGACGUAGUAUUAUAGCCAGGGAACCGACAUCUCGUUCGCGACGAAUCCCGGAGCCUUCAAGACUGAUAUGUCCGAGGUGCGGAUCGUUAAUUAUGGGCGUAGUGUGCCGCCUAUCGUCAAGCGACUGAUAUAUCUCCCUUCUUCAGGUUACCACCGGAUCGGUGGACGUAUAAUCUCGAUCCUCCUCGAUUUUUGCAUUGCCAACCACCUGCAACUUGUGUACUGUACAUAUUAUUAUUCGAUUCCUUUCGGACAGUGCC